Molecule: messenger RNA, 1952 nt
Organism: Capra hircus (goat)
Lineage: Eukaryota; Metazoa; Chordata; Mammalia; Artiodactyla; Bovidae
Product: keratin-associated protein 10-8-like
Exons: 1
Coding region: 54-848 (264 amino acids)
Cellular component (GO): keratin filament
Source: RefSeq, a predicted model, not a curated record
AACACCUCACAACACAUACUCACUCACACACACAUACCUCCUCCAGCUCCACCAUGGGCUUCUCUAACCUGUCUGCUUGCUCCAGCGACCUGAGCUACAGCAGCCGGAUCUGCCUGCCUGGAUCCUGUGACUCCUGCACCGGCUCCUCCUGGCAGGUGGACGACUGUCCAGAGAGCUGCUGCGAGCCCCCCUGCUGUGCCCCCAGCUGCUGCACCUCGGCCCCCCGCCUGACCCUCCUCUGUGCCCCAGUGAGCUGCGAGUCCCGCCCCUGCUGCCAGCCAGCCUGCAGCAGCUCCUGCCCGGCCUUGUGCUGCCAGCAGUCUAGCUGCCAGCCCUCCUGCUGCACCUCCUCCCCCUGCCAGCAAGACUGCUGUGAGCCCGUCUGCUGCAGGCCUGUCUGCUGUGAACCCGUCUGCUGCAGGCCCAUCUGCUAUACACCCGUCUGCUGCACACCUGUCUGCUGUGAGCCCGUCUGCUGCAGGCCCGUCUGCUGUAGGCCUGUCUGCUGCACACCUGUCUGCUGCAGGCCCGUGUGCUGUGAGGCCUCCCCUUGCUCAGCCCCCUCAUCCUGCUGCAGACCCUCCUCCUCCGUGUCCCUGCUCUGCCAUCCUGUGUGCCGCCCCGCCUGCUCUGUGCCCACCUCCUCCUGCCAGCCCAGCUGCUGCCGCCCGGCCUCCUCCGUGUCCCUCCUCUGCCACCCCGUGUGCCGCCCCACCUGCUCUGUGCCCACCUCCUCCUGCCAGCCCAGCUGCUGCCGCCCGGCCUCCUCCGUGUCCCUGCUCUGCCAGCCCGCAUGCUCCCGCCCAGCCUGCUGCGUCCCUGCCUCGGCCCCGGAGCCCUGCUGCUGAUUUGGCUGCCAUGUCCCCUCAGGGCCAGCCAGGCUCCAGGGUCCCUCAACAGAGAGGCUCAGCUCAGAGAUAUUAGCCCUUAACCUCCCCCAGGACUUUAACCCCAGAAAGGACACCCACGGGCCAUCUCCUCUGUGUCACCAGGAAUGACAGGGACUCCUCAUCCUCCAGGGUCUUCUCAGCAGUUGCUGCCAAGGUCAUCCUAGAGCCUAAACCCAGGCUGAGUCAUCACACCGGGUCUGGUUCUCUGGGCCCCGCCCCUCCUCCAGGCCCCGCCCUUCUUCCACGUCCCGCCCCAUCGGCUCCCAGGCUCUCCUCCGCAGGACCUGCCCGCCUAGCUUGAUAAACUCGGCUUCUUCACUUUACAUGCUUCCUCAUACCAUGUCCUCUCCUGAUCUGAGUGUGGUGGGGGCAGGGGCUCCGGGGAGAGGCACACACCACCCUCACCACUCCAAACAGAACCUCCCAUGACCCUUCCUGGGAGAAGAGAACCAGGAAGGCCCCGGAGUUGGGACCUGGCAAGACAGGGGGCGGCCACCCUGGGCUUCAGGCCGAGGCUGCACUGUCCAGGCCUCCCCCACAAAGCCGAGGGGUGGCUGCGCACCCCGAGGUCAAUCACGAGGCCUUGGAGGCCUGCUGCUCUGCAACCCAGCCACAUUCCGCCUGUCCUCCAUGGCACUUGCAGCCCUCCCUCCCCAGUGAGGUCCUGAGGACAGUAAAUAGUGUUUCCUCAGCUCUGAAUGCUGCUUAUCAAAGGCGCACUGUGUCCAUCCUGAAGGCUCCACUCAGAUCCCCUCACAAGAACCCACCAUGGGGUCCCAGCUGCCAUCCUUGCUUUGACCCCAGCAUCCACGCCAGGCUGCUCCCAGCAUACGACUGGGCCAGCAGGACAGAGGCUUCAUGCUCCGACUAUACGUCCACCUGCUGAGGCAUUCUCAGAGCCGAGGGGAGAGCCAAGGCGCUGCCCACCGGGCCCUCCUUCCUUCCUGCUCCCCAGGCAGGGGAGUCUGGUCAACCUGGGCAUGCCAAAGCCCUUCCCCAUUCCACUCCUCCUCUUACUCUUCCCACAGGCAUCCCCAAAAUAAACUUCUAGCGAGUCUAUCA